Python bivittatus (Burmese python) is the source of this 1515-nucleotide messenger RNA. NCBI's taxonomy places the organism in Eukaryota, Metazoa, Chordata, Lepidosauria, Squamata, Pythonidae. The record is from RefSeq and is a predicted model, not a curated record.
CCGGCUGGGGUUUGUUCUCUUCCAGAACUCCUCUCGCAAGCCGGCCAUUGGCCAUUCCGAGCCUGAACUAGCCACUGGCCUUUGGAGAGACCUCCCUCGCUUUCUGUGGUUGGCUGGCUGGCUUCUUUGGAGAGAAGGGGGGCCGAGGGUGGAGGCCGGCAGCAUGUCUGAAGAGGCGCUCCUGAGCAUGGAUGAAGGGACGCUCCGGAAGCUGCUGGAGGCCACCAUGGACUUGGCCGAGCGCAGGCAGAUCCGCUCUGCCAUCCGAGAGCUGCGGCGGCAGGAACUGGAGCGCGACGAGGAGGCCCUGGCGUCCAAGCGCUCCCGGACGGAGCGAAGCGCGGAGCGGCAGGAGAACAAGGAGAACCGGCUGAGGUCCUGGCAGCGAGAGGAGGAGCAGCGACAGCAGAAAUCUCUGGACGCCCUUUCCAGAAAGCUGGAGACCAUCCGGGAUGUGGAAGAGCUGACCGCCUUGCUGCGAGGAACUAGUGAAUACGAGGAACGCAAACUGAUCCGGGCCUCUAUCCGCAAACUGCGCGCUGAAGAAGUUGAAGCUGCAACUUUGGCGGGGAAGGCUUGCAAUAACCGGAGGGCCACCGAUACCGCUCUGGCACCCAGGGAGCCCGAAGACAAUGCGGCAGGAGACGGUGAUUUGCAGGUGCAGGAGCCAGCAGAGCAGGAGCUGAUCCAAGCCCCGAUCCAGGAGCAGCUGGAAUCCAAGGCCGAAGAUGCUCCAGAUUCUUCUUUGGGGACUGUUCUGCUCCUGGAAGCCGUCCCCGAGCCGGCUUCUUUCCUGGAGGGCAGGACGGAGCCCGAGGCGAGCGGCGAAGACCCCGGGUCCAGCUCCCACGACGAGGACUCCGGCCCCGAACCACAGCCUUCUUCCCAGGCGGAGAAGGACGCGGGAGGCCUGGCACCCCCCAAAGACAGGGGGGCGCUGAGCUCCUCCAGAGGAGAGGCCGCCACUGAAACCAUGAGGGAGGAGCAGCCGGCGAUGGGCGACGCUGGGGGGGACGCCCUCCUGGACGGAGAAUCCUGCCCAAAGCUUUCAAGCCAGAGGACAGAGGUGCCUUGGCAAACCUGAGAUUUCUCUGGGUUGGCUGGGAAUUGGGUUAGGGGCAGUCCCAGCGGGAAUGGACUCAUUACGGGCUGCGUCUGACCCAUCAAAAUUACAUUGACAAAAUGUAAGCUGGACGAGGGGUGUGCAAAAGCUGAAGACCUCUGGCUCUCCAAAGAGAAAUCCCCUUCCGAACAUCUGGGGGCCGGGGAGGACUCUGGCCCUGGUUUUCACGGUGAUGGAGGAACCCUCCAGAUGGGGGGCGGGGAGGGAGGUCAACCCUCAGACUUUUCAGCAGUAGCCAUGCCCGGUGGGGCGUUCUGGGAAUUGGCAUCCCCCGUCUGCGAGGUGAGAGCUGUCCGCAAUUGUGAGUCUUCGAACCCCCCAAGGGGAGAGGCGGCAGUCAAAUUUGACAUUCCCUCCUCUUUCUUGUCUUUCGGGGGGACGUUUGGAGUGGG